Aspergillus welwitschiae is the source of this 779-nucleotide messenger RNA. Its product is annotated as 4a-hydroxytetrahydrobiopterin dehydratase. The transcript has 3 exons. Gene Ontology annotation, molecular function: 4-alpha-hydroxytetrahydrobiopterin dehydratase activity. Gene Ontology annotation, biological process: tetrahydrobiopterin biosynthetic process. Bases 41 to 634 code for a protein of 197 amino acids. NCBI's taxonomy places the organism in Eukaryota, Fungi, Ascomycota, Eurotiomycetes, Eurotiales, Aspergillaceae. The record is from RefSeq and is a predicted model, not a curated record.
UGCAAAUAGUCUGAUCGACCCUUCUCUACCACCGUUCAGCAUGGACCACGUAUCUAGGGCAAUUCAGCAGCCCCGAGCGGUGGUCACUCGCCUCCAGCGUUACUGUUUCCGCCGCAAUUACCAUCUACGACCCUCCUCUUCUCGCGUUAUCCCUCCCUCCUCCCACCGCCUCGGACAACCUCGUCUUGCGGCGACCUUCAACACCUUCACUUCCAACCUCCCCAAAAUCGCCCCUUUGUAUCGGAUAGCUUUGCGCCACGCUUCGACGAUGGCGGACCCACAGUUUGCUGAGGGGACCAACCCCGAACAGGCGCGCCAGGGAUUGCAGUCGCUGCAGGAACAGGGAUGGGUCUUGGAUGAGGACGGACAGGGCGUGAAGAAGACGUACUAUUUCAAGUCGUACUUCAAGGCGGUGAGCUUUGUCAACGUGGUCGCAUCGCAGAGUUCAACCAAGAAGCACCAUCCAACCAUGACUGUGAGAAUCGGAUCGGUCGAUAUCCACUGGACUACCCACCAUCCCCGGGGCUUAAGUGAGAAGGACUUGGAAAUGGCGCAGCAUUGCGACGAGGCAGCGGAGCUGAUGGGGUCGGUGGAACAAGGGCAGGGGAAAAAGUGCGCUCCGGGUCGAGACUAAUCCCAUUGUUGGAUGAAAAUGGGGAUUGUGUGGCGUAAGGAGCUGAGGGAGAUUCAUGUUAAUAUUGAGUGUGAUUGUUUAGUAUUGAUUAGUGACUUGCCAGCGGAAUAUUCCCACCACAGCCAAUUUGACCAACAUGAUUGAU